Molecule: messenger RNA, 4461 nt
Organism: Engraulis encrasicolus (European anchovy)
Lineage: Eukaryota; Metazoa; Chordata; Actinopteri; Clupeiformes; Engraulidae
Gene: klhl43
Product: kelch-like family member 43
Exons: 8
Coding region: 379-2559 (726 amino acids)
Cellular component (GO): cytoplasm; nucleus
Molecular function (GO): protein binding
Source: RefSeq, a predicted model, not a curated record
ACAGGCACACACAGAAACACUGUCAGACAGGCGGAGGAUAGAGCAACACUGGUACUGAACGUGGGAAGAGGAGGAUAAACCUAUAGAGUCACAGAAGGUGAAAACAGGAAGGAUAAGGAAGGGACGAUACGGAAGGUGACGGAGAGCAAUAAGAGGAGAGCCACUGUGUGAAGGAAGUCAGCCAAGCACUCAACCAAUCAAGCUACUCCAGCAGUUGCCACACUGUCUGGAGAGACAUCCCUCCGUCUGUCUGCCUGUCUGCCAGUCUUCUUCACGUGCGGUUGUGUGUCUAAAGUGCCAACGUGUCGAAGUGUGUUUCAAAUUAUUACCGAGGUGAGUCCAAGAAAGUGUCACUGAGCGAAAUAAGAGAAUAACAAGAUGGCCCCCAAGAAGAAGGCCUCUCGCGCUAAGAAGGAGGGCAUGCCCGAGGUUAUCCCAGAGGCUCCCGUGGUGAUUUCACCAGCGCCACCCUCCGAGACCACCACCACCACCACCACCACCACCCCCGAAACCGUCAUCCCGCCACCCGCCUCCGACGCCGUGUUCGUCUCCGAGGGCGUGAAGAAGAUCGAGGCCCCUCUGAACGUGGAGCACCUGAACCGCCUCAACGGCCUGCCCCUCCCACUGCCCCUGCCUCCGCCAUUCCUCCGGCCCGGAGAGAGGGGCCUGGGCAUCGGCCAGGAGCUGACCCGGCCCCUGCACGGCUCGGCCAUGCUGGAGGAGCUGAGCCGCAUGCGGCAGGAGCGCUUCCUCACCGACAUGGAGCUGGCCUGCAAGACCAAGGCCUUCGACGUCCACAAGCUGGUCAUCUCCUCCGUCAGCCAGUACCUGCGGGAGGUGCUGGCCAAGGACCCCGGGCUCAAGCGGCUGGAGCUGCCCACACUCUCACCCCUGGGCCUGGCUAAUGUGAUCACCUUUGCCUACCUGGGUCGUGUCCACAUGUCCCUGUACACGGUGGGCUGCACGCUGUGGGCCGCCAUGGUGCUCCGCAUCCCCCACCUGCUGCAGAUGUGCAGCGACUUCCUGCUGUCUGAGCUCAGCAUGCAGACGUGCGUGUACAUCUGGAACAUGGCCACUGCGUACGGGCUGGCGGUGGUGAGGGACGCCUCUCGCCGCUACGUGCUCCAGAACUUCGCCCAGUUCACCGACACGCCGCAGUUUAACCAGCUCACCCUGGAGCAGAUCGCAUCCUUCCUACAGGACGAUAACCUAGUGCUGCCUACUGAGAUCACUACUUUCCAGGUGGCCAUGAAGUGGCUGGACUUCGACCCCCAGCGCCAGGCCCACGCGGCCGAGGUGCUGUCCCACGUGCGCUUUGAGACCAUCCCCGCCAACGAGCUGGUGAGCGAGGUGCAGCCAGUGGCGCGCAUGAUGAUGGACCCUCAGUGUCACCGCCUGCUGGUGGACGCCAUGAACUACCACCUGCUGCCCCACCAGCAGAACCUGCUGCAGUCCAGGCGCACCGCCGUGCGCGGCAGCCAGGUGGCGCUGCUCACCAUCGGUGGCAGGCCGUCACUCACGGAGAGGACACUCAGCCGUGAGGUCCUGUGGAGAGACCCGCGUGAAGGUGGUGCCACCUGGCGUCACCUGACCCAGCUGCCGGCCAAGAGCUUCAACCAGUGUGUGGCGGUCAUGGACGGCUUCCUGUACGUGGCCGGAGGAGAGGACCAGAACGACGCCCGCAACCAGGCCAAGCACGCCGUCAGCACCCUCAGCAGGUAUGACCCGCGCUUCAACACCUGGCUACACCUGGCCAGCAUGCGGCAGAAGCGCACCCACUUCAGCCUGGUGGCCACUGGGGGGCGCCUGUUCGCGGUGGGCGGCCGCAACACCGAGGGCCUGCUGGCCACCAUCGAGAGCUACACGCCCUCGACCAACGUCUGGCAGCUGCGCGCGCCCAUGGAAGCGCCCCGCUGCUGCCACUCCAGCGCCACCAUGCCCUCCGGCGACAUCCUGGUGACCGGCGGCUACGUCAACUGCGCCUACACGCGCUCCGUGGCCGCCUACAGCCUGGAGAGCGACAGCUGGAAAGAAGUGGCGCCCAUGGAGACCCCCAGAGGCUGGCACUGCAGUGCCACGCUGGAGGGACGGGUGUACGUUGUGGGUGGCAGCCAGCUGGGCUCCGGAGGUGAGCGCGUGGACGUGCGCACCGUGGAGGUGUACCAGCCCGACUCGGGCACCUGGAGCCGCGUGGCCCCUCUGCCUCUGGGGGUGAGCACGGCCGGGCUGUCGGUGCUGGGAGGCCAGCUGUUCCUGCUGGGCGGCUGGAACGAGGCGGAGAAGCGCUACAAGGCCGCUGUGCAGCGCUACGACCCCAAGACGGACGCCUGGGCGGCCGGAGAGGAGCUUCCGGAACCCACCGUGGGCGUGUCCUGCUGCGCCCUGGCCCUGCCCCCGCGCCACGUCACCCGGCGACACCGCAACACGCCCAACUCCACCGGCAACGUCAACAACAGCAUCAACAACAACGUCAAUACCGUCAAUAAUAAUGUGAUCAUCUGCCCGCCACAUCCUGUCAUCUCUUUCCAGUGCGAGCAGCUGCAGCAUACCUUUGCCUAAGCGAGAAGAGAGAAUGGAGGAGAGGAAAAAGGGAGAAAGGAGAGAGAGUUACCGAUGAGAAUAUGAUGGAGUGGUAGAGGGAGGAGGAGGAGGAGGAGGAGGAGGCAGAGGAUGAAGAGUGAGCAAGGGCGCAAGGCAGAGAAGAUGAGUGUUGAGGUAAUUGAGGAGUAUUCGUGGUUUUGAUUCGGAGCAAUCAAUAAAGCCAGGGCCCACGUCAUUAAAGAAUGUGAAAUGACCUAACUGAAGUCAGCAUUCAGUGUGUACAACAUUAGCACGGGAAAAAUCUGUGAUGUAGCAGUCAAACACUGGGUGACUGGUGAACUGUGUGUGUGUGUGUGUGUGUGUGUGUGUGUGUGUGUGUGUGUGUGUGUGUGUGUGUGUGUGUGUGUGUGUGUGUGUGUGUGUGUGUGUGAGUGAGAGAGAGAGAGACAGAGUGAGUAUGAGUGUAUGUGUGUGUACGUGUGUGUGUGUGUAUGUGUGAGGUGUGUGAGACAAUAGGUGUUUAGAGUGUCAGUGAUGGGAGAUGUGAUAGUGAAGCGUGUGUUGAGAGACUGAACAUGCACAUUGAAGACAGUAUGAAAGAAGUUUAGCAUUUGAGCCUCUAUGUUUUUUUUGACAAAUAUCUUUUGCACUUUUAUUUAUUUUGGCCGGAGUUCAUAAUAUGCAUUGAUAAUCUCUACAUCAUACACAUCAUAAUCCGAAGACUACACAAUGGAUACAUUUAUUUUAUCAACAGUUAAUUUAUAGAUGUUAUCCCUAUGUUAUUAUUAUGUAUUAUUUGUCAAAGUAGAUUAACUCAGAACUAAACAAAAAUGGUUAAAAAAACAAUAAAAUUAAUGUAAAAAAAAAAAAGUACCAUUACAUGUAACAUGUAUGGUUACUGUAGUGACAAAAAGAAGACUUUUAUACGGUAAGAUGUUGCGAGGAAAGUUACGUGAAGACACACUAUACUACAUGAGAAUGUGAACGUGACACUCUCACCUACGCAGUCCCAGGCCAAGAGGGGGAUAUAACUGGACACGCCAUGGCUCCGCCUUCUCGCCCCCACCUCAUCCACCUGCUUUGUGACAUCACAUUCUAAGAAUGUUCGCGACCAUCAGUCGGUCUGUCUGUCAGUCACCAAAGCCCUUAGUGGUUAGUCACCACACUGACUUAAAUAGCGCACACUUUGAUUAACUUGCAGACACUGCCACCAAGUGGCUCGUUACAACACCAGUUUAUUUUCAACAACACUGAUGUAGGUUCAGAAAGCAGGUAAUACUUCCUUUCCCUGAAAUCACUGAAACAGUGAUUUUGACCUUCUUCCUAGGAGCUAAUGGUAGUUUACUGGUCCACACCUGAUAUCAGACACCCUUUUAGGUCAGAUUAAGAGGAAAGACAAAUUAUGAUUGCCCUUAAUUCGACUCAUUGAGUAUACUGUGUAUGUGUUACUGGAUUUUACAUAUCUAUCUCCCAUGGAGCAUAUAAUAUGUGCCAUAGACCUCUAAGUCGGUUUGACACGGGACCCCCCAUGGCCUGAGACUACGAGAGGUGUGACGUCACCCACAGUUGACCUUUGACCUUAAGAAACCUGUAGCGAGCGCCAGUGGAACUACCGGGAUGCCUGCCCAAUGAGUGACACACCACCAGAUAAGGCAGCGCAUGAAUGGUGUUAGAGGAGAGAAAUAGAACUAAUGUUGAAUUGGAUUAUCAUUAAUGUGGCAAAGCGUUUUUUGUUGUUUUGCAUUAGGCCGACCCCAUUUGUGAAGAUAAGGUAGAGGAGGGAAGAGGAUUUGGAUUCAGGGGUGGAUGGUCUCAGAUGGCGAACAGUUAGCGGGAGGGACACAGAAAUGUUAUGUGGGUUGUUUUGUUUGAUCCCAGCAGUUUCACUGAAUAAAGCCAACUUGAUCCAACAAAAUGAAA